AUGCAAGACACUGAUGAUCAUUCCUUCUCUCUCAUCUCCGAGCCAGGAAUUGAGACCAUAUACACACCGACUGACCAAGGCACGGAUGAGUAUGAGUUUGUGUUCGAUGAUAGCCGAUCCGAUUGCUCCCAACAAGAUGAUGCCUCAAGCUGCUGCACAUCGUUAACCCCGAGUGUCUUCGACUAUGAGCACUCUUAUGGCCGGCGCUUUCAUGCUUAUCUUGGUGGAAGGUAUCCCUUGCCAAAUGACGAAGGAGAACAAUGUCGCGAGCUGGUUGAGCAUCUUUUGAUGGAACAACUUAUGGAUGGGAGACACUUCUUAUCUGACAUCGGCGACGAGCCGCAGAGGAUCAUUGAUAUUGGCACAGGGAACGGAGCAUGGGCAAUCGACGUUGCCGACUUAUACCCAAGUACAACCGUAAUCGGAACCGAUUUGUCCCCUAUACAGUGUAAAACGACGCCGCCUAAUGCAUCCAUGUUUGUCGAAGACUGCGAGGACCCGUAUUGGGCGAACGGACAUAAUUUUGAUCUGGUCCACAUCCGGGGAAUGGCUGGAUUUCUUCUUGAUCUGGACGUCAUGGUUACCAAUGCCCAUGAGCACAUCAAGUGCGGUGGGUGGAUCGAGUUCCAAGAUUUCGACUAUACAGUCCGUUGCGACGACGGUACCAUGCAGAAAGACGACCCAUUGCGAGUAUUCUUCGAAACUUGCGCCCAGGGAAUAAGAAAAUAUGGCUGCACAAACUUUGGCAGGAAAGAUGUACGAAAGUCAAUGAUUUCUGCCGGUUUCCUCCAAGCUCAGGUGGUAACCAAGAAAGUGCCCAUCUCAUGCUGGCCGAAAGACGAGGGACUGAAGGAUUUGGGAACACUGAUGGAGGCCAAUAUCCUGGAGCUCAUCGGCUCCAUGUCUAUCAAGCCUCUGAUUGCUUUAGGAAUGUCGGAUGAAGAGAGAGAAGAGAUGGUAUCUCGAGCUUGCAAGAGCCUCAGGAGAGGCAAAGCGCAUCGCUAUAUGAACUGUCGUUUUGUGUACGCUCAAAAAGACGGAGAUUAUGAUUCGAUUGAGGGGCCUGAUAGCGAUGGGUGA
This is a messenger RNA of Fusarium sp. VM40, 1080 nucleotides long. The record is from the annotation of a GenBank genome assembly. Lineage: Eukaryota; Fungi; Ascomycota; Sordariomycetes; Hypocreales; Nectriaceae.